This is a messenger RNA of Gadus morhua (Atlantic cod), 556 nucleotides long. RefSeq names its product melanocortin 2 receptor accessory protein (gene mrap). Gene Ontology annotation, molecular function: type 3 melanocortin receptor binding; type 1 melanocortin receptor binding; type 4 melanocortin receptor binding. The transcript is spliced from 3 exons. Gene Ontology annotation, biological process: regulation of adenylate cyclase-activating G protein-coupled receptor signaling pathway; protein localization to plasma membrane. Gene Ontology annotation, cellular component: endoplasmic reticulum; plasma membrane. Lineage: Eukaryota; Metazoa; Chordata; Actinopteri; Gadiformes; Gadidae. Bases 178 to 423 code for a protein of 81 amino acids. The record is from RefSeq and is a predicted model, not a curated record.
AUCACAAGUUAUAACAUGACUGAAGGAGCAGAACAGUCUCCAAAAUUAGAAAACCGAAAUCAGAAAGGUCUUGCUUUAUAAAUCAGUGGCGUUUCACUUAUCUUGCAUAAAACCUUUACUUUAUUAUUGAAAAAACUUGGAUCCUUCAUUCUGGUAUCAGCUGUUAUUUCUGCGAGCAUGGAGAACUCCACCAACGAGAAGCAGUACAGAUGGGAAUACGAGUACUAUUAUGAUUAUCUGGACGCUGUCAUCGUGGACGAGAGUAAACUGAAAUACAAUAAAUACUCUAUAGUUAUAAUAUUCUGGAUCACCAUGGCUGCGUUUGUCGGGUUUCUCUUCCUAAUCCUCACUCUGAUGUCCUGCAACGGAAACUUUUUGAGGACUCGCAAUCAGCAAAAACGGAGGCGCAGUCCCCUGGUCUGAGGGGUACUGAAUCUGAAUCGAUGUCCACUUACUAUUUCAAAUGGAUCCACUGAGGAACACACAAAGAUCCCCUGAGGAUAAACCAACUUGAUCACUGCAACGUUUUAUGAAAAUAAUAAAUGAAUUGAGUUUA